AUGCGAGUAGGACUAAUUGUGCUCAUCAUUGGGUUUUUGUGGUGGACGCCCUCGUGGCUGACUAAGCGACUCAACAAGAACCACGCUGAGCCCACCAUCAUCGACAAUCAUAUCACUCUUCUCAUUGCGCAUCCCGACGACGAGGCCAUGUUUUUCGGCCCUACCCUCGACCUUCUGACGCGCAAAGAACACAAAAACAAAGUGUCUAUUCUGUGUCUUUCUACUGGAAACGACGAGGGACUGGGCGAAAUUCGAAAAUCAGAACUUGUUGAGUCAGCGGCCAUCUUCGGGGUGUCGGCUGAAAAAGUUCACGUCCUGGACCGCCCAGAGCUGCAGGAUGGUAUGGAAAACGAAUGGGAUAGAACCAUGGUUGCCGGAGUGAUUGAGGAAGUUGUACCCACCACUCAGACUAUUGUCACGUUCGACGCCGAGGGUGUUUCGGGCCAUAUCAACCAUAGAUCAGUCUACUAUGGAGCACUUUACUACGCCAAAGAAAACCCUGGAGUCACUGUGUGGACUCUGGAGUCUGUGCCCGUGUACCGCAAAUACACUGCAGUCAUUGACGGAUUUGUCACCACUUUGUUGCGGUCUAUACUUCCCUCAAACUCUCGAGUUUCCACCGCCGCAGAUUACAAGGCGUACCAGGAUGCUCGAAAGGCCAUGGUAAAGGCUCAUGUGAGUCAGAUGAAGUGGUUCCGAUACGGAUGGAUUACUUUGUCCAGAUACAUGUGGUUUAAUGAGCUGGUGAGAGCCUAG
Messenger RNA from Yarrowia lipolytica CLIB122, 756 nucleotides. RefSeq lists its product as uncharacterized. Gene Ontology annotation, biological process: GPI anchor biosynthetic process. Gene Ontology annotation, cellular component: endoplasmic reticulum. Gene Ontology annotation, molecular function: N-acetylglucosaminylphosphatidylinositol deacetylase activity. The record is from RefSeq and is a predicted model, not a curated record. Lineage: Eukaryota; Fungi; Ascomycota; Dipodascomycetes; Dipodascales.